AUGGCGCUCUCCCAAGCAGCAGCCGUCGUCGAAAAGAUCAUCGGCCACACAGGCGACGCCGAAACUGAACAGAACCUCAGUAACCCAUCGAAAGAUGCCGAGAAGUAUGCAGAUCCUUCCGGUGAGAAGAUGAAAGCGCUUGUGUGGAAUGGAAAGAACAGCGUCAAGGUCGUCGAGACUUUCAAGCCUGCAAAGAUCGAAGAUACGGACGUCAUCGUCAAAGUCACUGGAUCAACGGUCUGCGGCUCAGAUCUUCACCUCUAUCACGGUGUGGUGGUUGAGCUUCAGAAGGGGGAUAUUCUCGGCCACGAGUUCUGUGGGGUCGUCGACAGUGUCGGGCCCAAAGUCAGCAAAGUCAAGCCUGGCGACCGCGUGGUCUGCAGCUUCCAAAUCGCCUGUGGAAGCUGUAUGUACUGCAAGCGCAAAUUGAGCAGCCAGUGUGAGAAGACCAAUGAUAACACGAUCGAGAAUAUCAUGUACGGGGGUCGCACCGCGGGCAUGCUGGGCUACUCGCACUUCACUGGUGGUUAUGCCGGUGGCCAAGCCGAAUAUGUCCGUGUUGCGUAUGGCGAUACUAACCUCCUGAAACUCCCAGAUGAGGUGCCUGAUGAAAAAGGCCUCUACUUGUCGGAUGUGUUGAGUACAUCCUGGAAUGCCGUUGUCGACACGGGGGUCAAAGAGGGCGACGUGGUGGCCAUAUGGGGCGCAGGUCCCAUCGGCCAGAUGUGCGCAGCCAUGUCGUUCAUGUGUGGUGCCAAGCGUGUCAUCGUCAUUGACGGCGGUGAUGCCUCAUGGCGCCUCGACUUCGUGAAGUCUAAACUCCCCAAGGUCGAGACCAUCAACUUCACAGAUCUGCCCAAGGGUGAAAACGUUGUGUCAACUCUGAAAAAGAUGGAACACGGGGGCCCCGAUGUCGCCAUUGAAUGUGUGGCGGGCGAGUAUGCGAAGGGAUGGGCUCAUUACUUCGAGUUGCUCCUUGGUGCCGAGACAGACACUUCCGAAAUUGUCAAUGAAAUGAUCAUGAGCGUCAAGAAUUUUGGCCGCUGUGGAAUCACGGGCGUCUAUGUCGGCUACACGAACCACUUCAACAUCGGAUCUCUUAUGGAACGCGGUAUCCGGUUGAUCGGUAACGGCCAAGCUCCCGUGCAUUUGUACUGGGAGGAUCUCCUGAAAAAGAUACAGGAUGGGAGCCUGGACGUCUUGCAAAUGGUCAGCCACCGAGUGCUGCUGGAAGAAUUGGAGGAAGUGUACAAGCGAUACGAUGCACGUGAAAAGGGCAUCCAGAAAGUAUAUGUUCAGACAAAGUUCAGUGCUCCGCCAUGCGAAGGAUCUCCUCAGUUAACCAAGUUUGGCACCGCAUGA
Molecule: messenger RNA, 1362 nt
Organism: Fonsecaea erecta
Lineage: Eukaryota; Fungi; Ascomycota; Eurotiomycetes; Chaetothyriales; Herpotrichiellaceae
Exons: 1
Coding region: 1-1362 (453 amino acids)
Molecular function (GO): oxidoreductase activity; zinc ion binding
Source: RefSeq, a predicted model, not a curated record